Rana temporaria (common frog) is the source of this 8540-nucleotide messenger RNA. Its product is annotated as mucin-2-like. NCBI's taxonomy places the organism in Eukaryota, Metazoa, Chordata, Amphibia, Anura, Ranidae. Gene Ontology annotation, cellular component: plasma membrane; Golgi apparatus. Gene Ontology annotation, biological process: activation of protein kinase B activity. The record is from RefSeq and is a predicted model, not a curated record. The transcript is spliced from 11 exons. The coding region runs from base 112 to 8295 and encodes 2727 amino acids.
AAGUAUCUGGGUGAGCCUGUUGAGCAGCAAUUACUGUUCUAUAUACCUAAUAAGCAAUAUUGGAACAUCACUGCAUUCAUUCGAAGACUGGACAACACAAACAGCUUUCACAUGCGGGUUCAAACGUACUGUGUCAAUCCGGCUCAAAGAUGCCCCCAAGAUUGCAAUGAAGAAGCUCGCCCACCCACUUGUUGUCAAUGCAUGGAACCAUGGAAAAUCUUUCUCAUUUGUGGUUUGAUGUGCGCCCUCGCCACUGCCAUUGGAGUCAUGACCACUGUGUUUGUUUUAAUGGACCGACUUCCAGCAAAAAACAACGAUGGAAAUACUGUAGAUCCCGGCGUCCAGGCUACAGCCCCCUCCACAACACAGUCCAGUGAUCCGAGGACUUGUUCGGAAUAUGUUUUUUCUCUCUCUAAAAUAAAGAAUGAGACGUUUGAGGGAGGUGGGAUCCAAUGUGCGAAAUACAGAGAGAACCAGUUGAAUUAUACAAGUUUAGAAGCGCUCAUUUUUGGAACAUCCAUCCAUAAUCAUCAAGCCGGAAUAUCCUUAUGUAUUUUAUAUCUAAAACCCGGAGGGCUACGUGUCCCCCACUGGAAUCUGCAGGCCAAUGUUCAUGGGUUUGUCAUCCAGGGAACAGUGUGGAUCGGAAUAAUAGAAGGAGGAACGGGAUCAAAUAUAAGUGGCAAUGUUGUGACAUUCACCGUUACAUGUGGCCAGGUGUUCUUUGUGCCCAGGCUCAGCAUACAAUGGAUAAAGAAUAUUGGCAACACAGAGGCCACUGUGGCUCUUUAUUGUUCAACUUCUGAGGAAUUUUUCACCACCGAGCUGGACGUGUUGUUUUCUGAAACUGAUGAGGAUAUACUGACGAGGACACUCAGGCCCCUGUCUGGAGUGGAUUUCAUUCAAGCUUUGAAACGUAACAUUUCUCAACCUCAAAUAAUUACUCUGGGUUCCGUCCAAGGAGUCUACCCCCAAUCUCCACCUAGCAUUGUCUCCAAGUAUUUUUUGGACAUGGAAGGUGAAAGGAAAUUAGUGUAUAACAAUAUAAUAACAACAACCAUUGCUCGCUACUAUGACAACACUACAGAACUGACCCAAUAUACCAUCAACUACGGCAAUUCCAUAUUCUCCUAUCCAAAUACACUUAGCUUGGGAGUGGUGACCCUAAAGCCAUUUGGCCUCCUGGGACCAUAUUAUAAUCUAAAUGCACAUGAAAUGGCCUAUGUACUCAAAGGUUGUGGAAAGGUAGCUAUCUCUGGCACAGAAUGUGAUGUUGGUGAAGGGGAUGUGAUCUAUUUCCCUAUCGGGAUUCCGCAUUAUGUAAACAAUACCUGUGAUGGAGACUUCAUAUUGAUUAGAGCUUUCAGCAUACCUGGAGAGGUAGAAAUGUUGUUUAUGGAUUAUUAUUUUCUCACCAUACCAGCAAACAUCAUUGCUGAGCUCUUCCAUCAAAACACGAGCGUUUUAGGACAACUUCCUGCUAUCAGAUAUAAUGUUACCUAUUUGUUUUACUAUGGAAAUAUUUGCAUUGUGCAACCUGGAACUCCAAAGACAACAUCAGCCGGCCCAACAAUGAAAACAACCACAGCAGCAACCAUUUCUUCUAAAACUACAAAUGGGGGUCCAGUAAUACCUGUGAUUACAACACCAACUACCACAACAGUCCCCACCACAGCUACAUCAACACCUGUUACCACAACAACAAUCCCCUCAACAACACAGACUACUACAGUAACAUCGACUAGUACAACUGCCCCUACAACAACACCCGUCAUAACCACAACAAUUCCCUCAACAACACAGGUGACUACAGUUACACCGACGACCACAACAGUCACCACCACAGCUACAACACCACCUGUUACCACCACAACAAUUCCCCCAACAACACAGACUACUACAGUAACACCGACUAGUACAACUGCCCCUACAACAACACCUGUCAUAACCACAACAAUUCCCACAACAACAGAGGUGACUACAUUACCACCAACUACCACAUUUACCACCACAACUACAACAACACCUGUUACCACCACAACAAUCCCCCCAACAACACAGAAUACUACAGUAACACCAACAAGUACAACUGCCCCUAAAACAACACCCAUCAUAACCACAACAAUUCCCUCAACAACACAGGUGACUACAGUGACACCAACUACCACAACAGUCCCCACCACAGCUACAACAACACCUGUUACCACCACAACAACCCCCCCAACGACACAGACUACUACAGUAACACCGACUAGUACAACUGCCCCUACAACAACACCCGUCAUAACUACAAUUCCCUCAACAACACAGGUGACUACAGUGACACCAACUACCACAGCUACAACAACACCUGUUACCACCACAACAAUCCCCACAACAACCCAGACUACUACAGUAACACCGACUAGUACAACUGCCCCUACAACAACACCCGUCAUAACCACAACAGUUCUCUCAACAACACAGGUGACUACAGUGACACCAACUACCACACCAGUCCCCACCACAGCUACAACAACACCUAUUACCACCACAGCAAGCCCUCCAACAACCCAGACUACUACAGUAACACUGACUAGUACAACUGCCCCUACAACAACACCCGUCAUAACUACAAUUCCCUCAACAACACAGGUAACUACAGUGACACCAACUACCACAACAGUCCCCACCACAGCUACAACAACACCUGUUACCACCACAACAAUCCCCCCAACAACACAAACUACUACAGUAACACCGACUAGUACAACUGCCCCUACAACAACAUCCGUCAUAACCACAACAACAGAGGUGACUACAGCACCAUCGACUACCACAACAGUUCCCACCACAGCUACAACUACACCCGUUACCACCACACCAAUCCUCCCAACAACACAGACUACUUCAGUAACACCGACUAGUACAACUGCCCCUACAACAACAGCUGUCAUAACCACAUCAAAUCCCACAACAACAGAGCUGACUACAGUACCAUCAACUACCACAACAGUUCCAACCACAGCUACAACAACACCUGUUACCACCACAACAAUCCCCCCAACAACACAGACUACUACAGUAACACCAACUAGUACAACUGCCCCUACAACAACAACACCUGUCAUAACCACAACAAUUCCCACAACAACACAGGUGACCACAGUACCAUCAACUACCACAACACUCCUCACCACAGCUACAACAACACCUGUUACCACCACAACAAUCCCCCCAACAACACAUACUACUACAGUAACACCGACUAGUACAACUGCCCCUACAACAACACCUGUCAUAACCACAACAAUUCCCUCAACAACACAGGUGACUACAGAGACACCAACUACCACAACAGUCAGCACCACAGCUACAACAACACCUGUUACCACCACAACAAUCCCCCCAACAACACAGACUACUACAGUAACACCAACUAGUACAUCUGCCCCUACAACAACACCCGUCAUAACCACAACAACAGAGGUGACUACAUUACCAUCGACUACCACAACAGUUCCCACCACAGCUACAACAACACCUGUUACCACCACAACAAUCCCCCCAACAACACAGACUACUACAGUAACACCAACUAGUACAACUGCCCCUACAACAACAACUGUCAUAACCACAACAAUUCCCACAACAACACAGGUGACCACAGUACCAUCAACUACAACAACACUCCUCACCACAGCUACAACACCUGUUACCACCACAACAAUCCCCCCAACAACACAGACUACUACAGUAACACCGACUAGUACAACUGCCCCUACAACAACACCUGUCAUAACCACAACAAUUCCCUCAACAACACAGGUGACUACAGUGACACCAACUACCACAACAGUCACCACCACAGCUACAACAACACCUGUUACCACCACAACAAUCCCCCCAACAACACAGACUACUACAGUAACACCGACUAGUACAACUGCCCCUACAACAACACCCGUCAUAAUCACAACAAUUCCCCCAACAACACAGGUAACUACAGUGACACCAACUACCACAACAGUCCCCACCACAGCUACAACACCUGUUACCACCACAACAAUCCCCCCAACAACACAAACUACUACAGUAACACCGACUAGUACAUCUGCCCCUACAACAACAUCCGUUAUAACCACAACAACAGAGGUGACUACAGCACCAUCGACUACCACAACAGUUCCCACCACAGCUACAACUACACCCGUUACCACCACACUAAUCCUCCCAACAACACAGACUACUUCAGUAACACCGACUAGUACAACUGCCCCUACAACAACAGCUGUCAUAACCACAUCAAAUCCCACAACAACAGAGGUGACUACAGUACCAUCAACUACCACAACAGUUCCAACCACAGCUACAACAACACCUGUUACCACCACAACAAUCCCCCCAACAACACAGACUACUACAGUAACACCAACUAGUACAACUGCCCCUACAACAACACCUGUCAUAACCACAACAAUUCCCACAACAACACAGGUGACCACAGUACCAUCAACUACCACAACACUCCUCACCACAGCUACAACAACACCUGUUACCACCACAACAAUCCCCCCAACAACACAGACUACUACAGUAACACCGACUAGUACAACUGCCCCUACAACAACACCUGUCAUAACCACAACAAUUCCCUCAACAACACAGGUGACUACAGAGACACCAACUACCACAACAGUCACCACCACAGCUACAACAACACCUGUUACCACCACAACAAUCCCCCCAACAACACAGACUACUACAGUAACACCAACUAGUACAUCUGCCCCUACAACAACACCCGUCAUAACCACAACAACAGAGGUGACUACAUUACCAUCGACUACCACAACAGUUCCCACCACAGCUACAACAACACCUGUUACCACCACAACAAUCCCCCCAACAACACAGACUACUACAGUAACACCAACUAGUACAACUGCCCCUACAACAACACCUGUCAUUACCACAACAAUUCCCACAACAACACAGGUGACCACAGUACCAUCAACUACAACAACACUCCUCACCACAGCUACAACACCUGUUACCACCACAACAAUCCCCCCAACAACACAGACUACUACAGUAACACCGACUAGUACAACUGCCCCUACAACAACACCUGUCAUAACCACAACAAUUCCCUCAACAACACAGGUGACUACAGUGACACCAACUACCACAACAGUCACCACCACAGCUACAACAACACCUGUUACCACCACAACAAUCCCCCCAACAACACAGACUACUACAGUAACACCAACUAGUACAUCUGCCCCUACAACAACACCUGUCAUAACCACAACAAUUCCCACAACAACACAGGUGACCACAGUACCAUCAACUACCACAACACUCCUCACCACAGCUACAACAACACCUGUUACCACCACAACAAUCCCCCCAACAACACAGACUACUACAGUAACACCAACUAGUACAACUGCCCCUACAACAACACCUGUCAUAACCACAACAAUUCCCACAACAACACAGGUGACCACAGUACCAUCAACUACCACAACACUCCUCACCACAGCUACAACAACACCUGUUACCACCACAACAAUCCCCCCAACAACACAGACUACUACAGUAACACCGACUAGUACAACUGCCCCUACAACAACACCUGUCAUAACCACAACAAUUCCCUCAACAACACAGGUGACUACAGUGACACCAACUACCACAACAGUCACCACCACAGCUACAACAACACCUGUUACCACCACAACAAUCCCCCCAACAACACAGACUACUACAGUAACACCAACUAGUACAUCUGCCCCUACAACAACACCCAUCAUAACCACAACAACAGAGGUGACUACAUUACCAUCGACUACCACAACAGUUCCCACCACAGCUACAACAACACCUGUUACCACCACAACAAUCCCCCCAACAACACAGACUACUACAGUAACACCAACUAGUACAUCUGCCCCUACAACAACACCCAUCAUAACCACAACAACAGAGGUGACUACAUUACCAUCGACUACCACAACAGUUCCCACCACAGCUACAACAACACCUGUUACCACCACAACAAUCCCCCCAACAACACAGACUACUACAGUAACACCGACUAGUACAUCUGCCCCUACAACAACACCCAUCAUAACCACAACAACAGAGGUGACUACAGUGACACCAACUACCACCACAGUUACCACCACAGCUACAACAACACCUGUUGCCACCACAAUUCCCCCAACAACACAGACUACUACAGUAACACCGACUAGUACAACUGCCCCUACAACAACACCUGUCAUAACCACAACAAUUCCCACAACAACACAGGUGACCACAGUACCAUCAACUACCACAACACUCCUCACCACAGCUACAACAACACCUGUUACCACCACAACAAUCCCCCCAACAACACAGACUACUACAGUAACACCGACUAGUACAACUGCCCCUACAACAACACCUGUCAUAACCACAACAAUUCCCUCAACAACACAGGUGACUACAGUGACACCAACUACCACAACAGUCACCACCACAGCUACAACAACACCUGUUACCACCACAACAAUCCCCCCAACAACACAGACUACUACAGUAACACCAACUAGUACAUCUGCCCCUACAACAACACCCAUCAUAACCACAACAACAGAGGUGACUACAUUACCAUCGACUACCACAACAGUUCCCACCACAGCUACAACAACACCUGUUACCACCACAACAAUCCCCCCAACAACACAGACUACUACAGUAACACCAACUAGUACAUCUGCCCCUACAACAACACCCAUCAUAACCACAACAACAGAGGUGACUACAUUACCAUCGACUACCACAACAGUUCCCACCACAGCUACAACAACACCUGUUACCACCACAACAAUCCCCCCAACAACACAGACUACUACAGUAACACCGACUAGUACAUCUGCCCCUACAACAACACCCAUCAUAACCACAACAACAGAGGUGACUACAGUGACACCAACUACCACAACAGUUACCACCACAGCUACAACAACACCUGUUGCCACCACAAUUCCCCCAACAACACAGACUACUACAGUAACACCGACUAGUACAGCUGCCCCUACAACAAUACCUGUUACCACCACAACAAUCCCCCCAACAACACAGACUACUACAGUAACACCAACUAGUACAUCUGCCCCUACAACAACACCUGUCAUAACCACAACAAUUCCCACAACAACACAGGUGACCACAGUACCAUCAACUACCACAACACUCCUCACCACAGCUACAACAACACCUGUUACCACCACAACAAUCCCCCCAACAACACAGACUACUACAGUAACACCGACUAGUACAACUGCCCCUACAACAACACCUGUCAUAACCACAACAAUUCCCUCAACAACACAGGUGACUACAGUGACACCAACUACCACAACAGUCACCACCACAGCUACAACAACACCUGUUACCACCACAACAAUCCCCCCAACAACACAGACUACUACAGUAACACCAACUAGUACAUCUGCCCCUACAACAACACCCAUCAUAACCACAACAACAGAGGUGACUACAUUACCAUCGACUACCACAACAGUUCCCACCACAGCUACAACAACACCUGUUACCACCACAACAAUCCCCCCAACAACACAGACUACUACAGUAACACCAACUAGUACAUCUGCCCCUACAACAACACCCAUCAUAACCACAACAACAGAGGUGACUACAUUACCAUCGACUACCACAACAGUUCCCACCACAGCUACAACAACACCUGUUACCACCACAACAAUCCCCCCAACAACACAGACUACUACAGUAACACCGACUAGUACAUCUGCCCCUACAACAACACCCAUCAUAACCACAACAACAGAGGUGACUACAGUGACACCAACUACCACAACAGUUACCACCACAGCUACAACAACACCUGUUGCCACCACAAUUCCCCCAACAACACAGACUACUACAGUAACACCGACUAGUACAACUGCCCCUACAACAACACCUGUUACCACCACAACAAUCCCCCCAACAACACAGACUACUACAGUAACACCAACUAGUACAACUGCCCCUACAACAACACCUGUCAUAACCACAACAAUUCCCACAACAACACAGUUGACUACAGUACCAUCAACUACCACAACACUCCUCACCACAGCUACAACAACACCUGUCACCACCACAACAAUACCCUCAACAACACAAACUACUACAGCAGCUCCUACCACAACAUCAACAGUUUCACCUACAACUACUGACUCUACAAUAGCAGGUGUAACUGUCGAUAUUUAUGAUCCUUAUUAUUAUUAUUAGUUUGAUUAUCCUUAGUUACUAACCUCAUAACUUCUAGCCCUGAAGUUCUAAAACUGAAAAAAAUGGACUUUGCGUCUCAGCAAAUAUAUUCCACAGUAGCCCAUUAUUUACAACACUCACUACACCUACAAUGAUACCUGGUGUAUUCAGUAACCCCUUGUGCUCAAAAGAGAUUGGGCCAGAUUCACAAAAGGGAUACGACGGCGUUUCUCCUGAUACGCCGUCGUAUCCCUGUUUCUAUCUAU